AUGGAGUUUAUGAUCGACUUUUUGUGUCAGAUUACCGAGACCGAGCCGAAGACGGCGAUGGGCGGGACCCGCCCGCAGUAUUGCUCGAAGAACAUGGCGGAACAAGCCGACAAACUAUCAGUCUGGCAGCAGAUGGGCUUGAUUUUUCAGCUCUACUUCCGCAAGCGGUUCUCAGGUGGCGCCAUGAACAAAUUCCUGGAGGUCACGGGCUCAGGCUCUGGGACGGCCCGAUAUGGAGUCCGCCGAGGCGACGCUGCUAUACGCGAAGGACACGAAAUACGAGUCAAAACGAGUCCCAAGAUCUCUAGACUACAACAAUUCGAGAGCGGUCAGGCACAGUCAAGAUAG
This is a messenger RNA of Diaporthe citri, 348 nucleotides long. RefSeq lists its product as uncharacterized. The coding region runs from base 1 to 348 and encodes 115 amino acids. The record is from RefSeq and is a predicted model, not a curated record. NCBI's taxonomy places the organism in Eukaryota, Fungi, Ascomycota, Sordariomycetes, Diaporthales, Diaporthaceae. The transcript is spliced from 2 exons.